AUGGAUCACCGCAGCGACAACCGCAUGCGUUAUUGUCAAAAAUCCCAAUUAGCGACCCUACAGUCAGCGGCCUCGAUUUCACGCGCGCCCUCACUCGAGGAGACUGUGCAGGCCGUUCCUCACCCACACGCGCAGAAUUCAAGCGCCCUCCCCAAGCUUGCGUGCAAACUCGACCGCCUUCCCGACCAUGAUCGUCGCAAGCGCUCCGGCUCAUGCGCUGGUCAGGGCGAGCAGCCGUUUGGCCAGGUGAACGCGACACAUCACUGCCACCGCUACGAGCGUGCGGUUGACGCUCGUGAUAUCGAUCCGCCCUUUAUGCUAUCAGACCUCAUCCCCGGCGUUAUCCCACGACAAUUGGUCGACGAGUACAGUCACGUCAGGUUGACUCGUCCGCCGACUGAGAAGACAUCAACGGCGAGCGUUCUGAUAGGCUGGGAAACUUUCAUCUUCAAGCAGAUCUUCGAAGUCUUGGUGCCGGGUACGGAAGAGCCAGGCGUGUGCCCACCUGUUAUCGAGCCGUCUAUCUCGGAGGGUACAGCGCUGUGGUGCUCGAACGUCACUAAGCUCGUGACAGUCCCCCGCAGCCUCACGCUCGUUGGCGUCAAUGCGCUCGAUUUUGCAUGGAAGGAGCUUGGCAUGACACCGGCAGCAUACUCACAAAAGACACUUGUAUUCGCGUAUUUCGCGCAGUGUCGUUGCGAUCCUGUGAACACGCCCCACUAUUUCACGGCACUAUGUCAGAUUGCCCAGGCGCUUGGCGAUAUCGGCGCGGCCGCCCUGGAGCUGCAGCAAAUCAUCAUCAAAGAGACUUGUCAUCGUUAUGCACCUGAAAAGAUCACAGACGCGAUCGAGGUGCUCGGUCUCAGCAGGGAACGUGGACCUGAUACGGACGUCGAUGACCAGGGCAUCCUCGAGGCGUGGUGGAGUGCAUGGUGCCGCUUAGAUGAUGCACUCCGAAUACUUGCCGACAGGUGUGGAAGCAUGCUGCUGUGGAACGCAUGGGUUGAAAAGAGCAUGACUCUGUAA
Molecule: messenger RNA, 1026 nt
Organism: Postia placenta MAD-698-R-SB12
Lineage: Eukaryota; Fungi; Basidiomycota; Agaricomycetes; Polyporales; Adustoporiaceae
Exons: 7
Coding region: 1-1026 (341 amino acids)
Source: RefSeq, a predicted model, not a curated record